Messenger RNA from Ostrea edulis (European flat oyster), 2113 nucleotides. RefSeq names its product starch-binding domain-containing protein 1-like. The record is from RefSeq and is a predicted model, not a curated record. Gene Ontology annotation, cellular component: membrane. NCBI's taxonomy places the organism in Eukaryota, Metazoa, Mollusca, Bivalvia, Ostreida, Ostreidae. Gene Ontology annotation, molecular function: starch binding. Bases 1471 to 2022 code for a protein of 183 amino acids. The transcript has 3 exons.
AGCGACAAACUCAUAUGCAAGUGCACUUUUUUUUUUUCAUUUUUGGGUAACGUUUCAAAAUUCUAAUAUAAAAAAAAAAAUAAAAUCAAAAUCCUAACAUAUUCCCCCACUACACUUGUGUCAAAACAUACCUUUGAGUCAAUGUACAGCCCCAUGUGAAAUGAAAACACACAACUUCAAAUGAUUUUGUUUACUAAUGUAGGUAGACUUCCGCUCUAGCUGUCCCCCUCCCCCCACCCUCGGAUAAACAUAAGUUCGCUAGAUGAAAAGUGAAGAUUUUAUAUCCUAUGAAGAAUACAAAAGUAAGUGUAUGGCCAAUACGUUCCCUGGACACACCAGAGGUGUAAUCACUGAAGGUCUGAACACAUACAUGUAUCACUUGUUUCUACUUUUCUCCUUAUUGAAUGUGUACACACGCUCGUGUAUAUGAAUGCUCUUGUAUAUAUCUUUAAAUAGGCAGCUUGUAGAACGUGAUUCAGUGUUUUGAUUCAGAAUUUCGUAAAAUGGUUUUCAUUUUUUGCAUUCGGUUAAUAGAGUAUCUAGACUGAACCAUACAUUUAACUGUACACCAUACUAGAUUCACACUUUGAUAUUGGAGUGUGGCGUAACGGAAAAUCUGGAGCUGACCGGAGCUUGUUAUUGAAUGUGUUUGAAUGCUCUUGUAGGUAUCUUUAGGCAGCUUGUGUAGAGUGACUCAGUGUUUUGAUUUAGAAUUUGAUCUUUUGCAUUUUAAUAGAGUAUUUACUUGACUGUAAUUAAGGAGAGGGGGAUUUUAGUAAGUGGACCAAUAAAGUUUACCUUUCUAAGACGGGUUUUCACAACUUGUAUCAUACCUGUGUAAUCUAAAAAUAAAAUAUUUUAAUAAUGGUUGGAUAGAGCCUGACAGAUUCCUCAUAGGAAUAUAAUUUACCGUCUUCAUUGACAAGAUCAUUAACAAAAUGUACAUUAUAGUCAUACAAGUUCCUAUGGAAGAUAGCUUUAACACGUAAUGAGAAAAUUGGGAUUAAGAAAUAAUGGUAGGCAUAUUGUAUGUAUAGACUACCUGAUUUAGGCCUAUAUUUUUCAUUGAUUUUAUCUCGAAACACAAUCUAGGUUUUUGAAUAAUAUGUACGCAAAAUCUGUUAUCAAUUUUACAUGUUCUAAGCAAGUCUUUCCACAGGUAAGUAUUUUAAUCCAAAUAUUAAGUUGUCUUUAAGAUUUGGAGAGGGAGAGAUUUUAUACCGUUUCAUCUGAAACCACAGCGGUGCGUAUAUUCACCUUUAUGUGCUAAAAAUCAUAAUUUUAGAUUUCUAUUGUGACGUCAUAAAAUUGCGUACGCAAAUUCAAUGAAAAACAAUAGCGUGACGUCAUAAUGUAUAGUUUGGUUGAGAAGUGCCAACAAAGGUGCAUUCUGACGAGUUGCUACAAAGGCAUCAGUCAUUAUUCGGGACAGUGUUCGCUGUUUCUUUAGCUUAAAAAUUCUGAAUUACCAUGGAUAGUACAGAGAAGACUGUGUGGGUCCAAUUUAGGACCCACUAUGUUACCAACAGCGAAGAUCUUGUUUUGGGUAUCACUGGUUCCCUCCCAGAGUUAGGGCAGUGGAACGUGACACGAGCCGUAAUAGCAGAUGAAAUUCCCAAAAGAUCAGGGGAGUGGAUUGUAUUAAUCGAACUUCCAGUAAAUGUCACGUUUGACUGGAAGUGGGUAGUACUUUCCCAGGAAAACGCCACGAUGACCGCGUUCCGGUGGGAGGAGCGAGGCAAUAGAAGAACUGUACUGCAGGAACGGGGUCGUCGAUGUUACGCCGCGUGGAAUUACGACGCGGCGUAUGAAACCAUCACCAAAUUUCCAGUUGAUGAAUGGAAAUGGAUAGAUGAUGAUGCUCAGGAUGAUAAUGGACCAUCUCCUGAGAGUGAAUAUGUCCCCUCGAGGCGUGUAGAGGUAGGCUACCUUACUAGUGUCGUGGUAUCGUCCUAUCAAGAUAUCCGACACAAAGUGGUAGCCUUUUGUCAGUCGAUAAGGGGGAUUUUCAGACGAGGCUGAACAGAUGAGGACAUUUAUAUCUACAGUUCUAUCAUUCCUGCAUUAAUUCAAUGAUUUUUUUUUUAUUGCAAUCUACCUCAUGUGAAUAAAU